AUGCCGCGAUCUUUCUUAAUAAAAAAGCAUCAAAGCACCAAGAAAACAAACUGUGGAAGGCUGAAGUCAAAGACUGAGGCCACCCCACCAGGUGACAGCAGCCGGGAGAGCUUUGAAUGUUUAGAGUAUCAUAAAGAGUACUUGAGCUUCUCGGGAAUGGCCAUGCACAAGCAGCGUCAGUGUGCCUGGAGCAGUAAGAAGUUCUUCAGCUGUAAGUACUGUGAGAAAGAGUAUAUCAGCCUGGGAGCACUCAAGAUGCACAUCAGAACACACACACUGCCAUGUGUGUGUAAACUCUGUGGGAAAGCAUUCUCUAGACCCUGGCUGCUUCAGGGUCACAUACGGACACACACAGGAGAGAAACCGUUCUCGUGCCUCCACUGCAGCCGAGCUUUUGCCGACAGAUCCAACCUGCGAGCUCACCUCCAAACCCACUCUGAAGUGAAAAAGUACCAGUGUGCAAGCUGCUUCAAGACCUUCUCCAGGAUUUCACUGCUAUGCAAACAUCAAGAGACACUCUGUCCCCUCGUGUGAUAGCCUGCAAACUUAAACCUGCUCCAAGAAACACUCGAGGAGAGGCUCACUGCUGCUUGUUGGGGCACUCUGCAAAGAUCUGGUUUGUGGAUCACAAAGCUAAAUUGCCUGAGUGGUGGAAGAGGCUGUGUCA
Molecule: messenger RNA, 667 nt
Organism: Archocentrus centrarchus (flier cichlid)
Lineage: Eukaryota; Metazoa; Chordata; Actinopteri; Cichliformes; Cichlidae
Product: zinc finger protein SNAI2-like
Exons: 3
Coding region: 1-534 (177 amino acids)
Biological process (GO): regulation of DNA-templated transcription
Molecular function (GO): RNA polymerase II cis-regulatory region sequence-specific DNA binding; DNA-binding transcription factor activity, RNA polymerase II-specific
Source: RefSeq, a predicted model, not a curated record